AUGAGCGCCCCCGAGGUGGAGCCGCGCGUGUCCCGGCGGUACCAGCUGCGGGGCCGGCUGGGCAAGGGGGCUUAUGGCAUUGUCUGGAGAGCCAUCGACCGCAGGACGGGACACGUGGUGGCUGUGAAAAAGAUCUUUGAUGCCUUCAGGAACAGAACAGAUGCUCAGAGAACGUUUCGGGAGGUCGUGUUCCUGCAGGAAUUUGGAGCACAUCCAAACAUCAUCAAGCUGCUGGAUGUUAUCCCAGCUGAGAAUGACAAGGAUAUCUACCUCAUCUUUGAGUCCAUGGAGACAGAUCUCCACGCUGUGAUUCAGAAGGGGGGGUUGCUGAAGGACAUCCACAAGAGUUACAUUCUCUACCAGCUCCUGAAGGCCACCAAGUUCAUCCACUCGGGAAACGUUAUCCACAGAGACCAGAAGCCUUCCAACGUCCUGCUGGACGCCGAGUGCUCGGUGAAGCUCUGUGACUUUGGGCUGGCCCGGUCCCUGGCCCAGCUGAGGGAGGACCAGGACAACCCUGCCCUGACUGACUACGUGGCCACGCGCUGGUACCGAGCCCCCGAGAUCCUCCUGUCCUCUCCCAGGUACACCAAAGGUGUGGACAUGUGGAGCCUUGGCUGCAUCCUGGGGGAGCUGCUCCUUGGGAAGCCUCUUUUCCCAGGCACAUCCACAGUGAAUCAACUGGAGCAGAUCCUGAGGGUCAUUCCUGCCCCAUCCCCAGAAGAUCUCCAGGCUCUGCACUCGGAUUACGGGGCCUCAGUCGUUGCCCGCCUGACCUCCCGGCGGCGAGUGACGUUCGAGGAGAUUUUACCACCUUCUGCUCCACCACCUGCCCUGGAUCUGCUGAAGAAGCUUCUCGUGUUUGACCCUGGUAAACGCCUGUCAGCAGAGGAGGCUCUGCAGCAUCCCUACGUGAGGAGGUUCCACUGUCCUGCCCAGGAGCCCUCCCUGGGCCACGAUGUGGUUCUGCCCUUGGGUGAUGAUGUCCAGCUGCCCGUGGCCCAGUAUCGGAACCAGCUGUACCAGAUGAUCCUCGACAAGAAAUCCAGGGACCAUCCAAAGGAGCAAGUGCAGAGGGAGAACAUCCCACUGGGGCAGGCUGAGCCUGAGCCACCUGUUCCAGCUCCCAGUUCUCAUACUUCACCUGAUAGGAAAGGCCCAAGAGAACCAACCCCCCCUCUUCCAAAACCUUCCCACGUGCCUGCUGGGACCAGCACCAGUGUCCAGCCAGGAGCAGCCACCCAGGAUGAAGAUUUAGCAAGAACUUUCUGCCAGAAAGCAAAGAUCAACAUGGUCUACAACCCCAUCACCCACACUGCUGUUCAGAGUGAUGCCCACCCUGGUGCUGUGACCAGGACCUGCUCUGCAGCUCUUCACCAACAGGCUGGAAUCUCCAACAGCAGGAAAGUGGGGACACAGCUCCCCUGGGGAAACCCUCGGGUGCCCCCCUCGGAUGGGCAGAACCUUUGCAGUAAUCCCAGGAAUCCUCACUUUCCCAGCAAAGAUGUUCGGCCCCUCCUGAAGUCCAGCAAAAAGAUGUUCCAGAUCACAGCAAAUGUGGGAGCUGCUGGUGAUCCCAGAGCCUCCAUGGGCAGCUACUCCCAGGCCUAUGGAACCAUCUGUAAAUCUGCCCUCCAGAGCCUUCCCAUCCCCAGGUCCUCCCAGCACCAGUGACUCUGGAAGUGUCCUGGGCAGGGGAAGAGCAGCUCAUCCAUCCCAUCAUGGAGCCAGGAAGGGAGGGGAAAACCCAACAGGAAUGUGACAGUUGUCCCAGCUGAGGGAAAUGCUUUAUCCACGGCAUGGAUCCUGCUUCCCUCUGGGAUCUCAGCCCGUUGCCUUCCAGCCCUACCAGAGAAGCACAGCACAACUUGCCCCCAAUCCCUGAAAGGAAUAAAA
Apus apus (common swift) is the source of this 1896-nucleotide messenger RNA. RefSeq names its product mitogen-activated protein kinase 15 (gene MAPK15). Gene Ontology annotation, molecular function: MAP kinase activity; ATP binding. NCBI's taxonomy places the organism in Eukaryota, Metazoa, Chordata, Aves, Apodiformes, Apodidae. The record is from RefSeq and is a predicted model, not a curated record. Gene Ontology annotation, biological process: protein phosphorylation; intracellular signal transduction. The transcript is spliced from 13 exons. Bases 1 to 1674 code for a protein of 557 amino acids. Gene Ontology annotation, cellular component: nucleus; cytoplasm.